AAUCGGUGAUAAAAUAUUUAAUGGCCCAACUACAACUAGAAGUAAAGUCCGAACAUUGUCAGGCGUCGUGAUCUUUUGGGCCUCUCGUCCUUAUUUCCUCGUCUCUCUCAUUCUCCCUGCCCCCCAACUUCUGUCUGUAGCUUAGAUUUUCAGAUAGCAUUCUCUCGUAAUCUUCAAAUCAUUAAGCUUACAUCCUUAUCCUCUCCGGUCUCUACCCGCAUCUCCUCUUAAAACACUCCCCCGCCAGAGAAUACAACAGCCAACUCACCAUCAGCCAUGUAGCGCCCAUACAAUGCACCAAGAAACUAUCCAUUUCCUCUCCUCCUCUACUAAGCCUUCUUUCUCUCCCUCUUCCUUCCUCUCAAAAUCCAGUUUCUUCCCUCCCCACCAUGAUUCUCCUUCACUUUCUCGCUCAAAAAACCACCUUUUCCAUGUAUUCUCCCUCAAAGCAGCUAUCUCUCUCCCGCUUAAAUCCCAUACUACUCCAGAACUUUCCUCCAUGUCGCCCCCGAGUCGCCCAGUACUCCACCAGCCCAAUCCUCGUCAUUCCCAAUUCCAGGAGAAAAUGCUCUACCUCGAUUCCAUCGGCCUCGACUUCUUCUCCCUCAUCAACCACUACCCUCCGAUCGUCUCCGCAUCCCUCUCUGACGUCAAAUCCACCGUCGAUUACAUGACCUCCCUGGGUUUCACUUCCAUCGAGUUCCGCCGAAUCGCCGGUAUGUGCCCCGAAAUCCUCACCUCUCGAGUCUCCGACAUAGUCCCCGUAUUCACCUUCCUGCUCCGCGAGGUCUGCGUCAACGGCUCCGAUCUCAAGCGCGUCAUCAACCGACGGCCCAGGUUGCUCGUCUGCAGCGUCAAGCAACGACUCCGCCCCACCCUAUACUUUCUCCAGAGUAUCGGCAUCUAUGAGGUUAACAAGCACACGUCUUUGCUCUCCACUAGUGUCGAAGAAAAGCUCAUACCCAGAAUCGAGUACUUCGAAAAAAUUGGGUUUUCGCACCAAGACGCGGUAUCCAUGUUUCGGAGAUUUCCGCAGCUAUUUAAUUGCAGCGUCAAGCAUAAUUUCGAGCCGAAAUUCGAUUACUUUGUGGUGGAAAUGGGAAGGGAUUUGCAGGAGCUGAAAGAGUUUCCGCAGUACUUCUCGUUUAGCUUAGAGAAUAGGAUCAAGCCUAGGCACCAGUGUUGUGUAGAGAAGGGUGUGUGCUUUCCUCUCCCCGUAUUGUUAAAGACGAGUGAGACGCAAUUCCAAGAGAGGUUGGAGGUGAUUUAGGAAAAUAAGACAUUAUCUGAGUGGCUGUCGAGUAUCAGAUCAUAAAGUCUGGAUUUGCUGUCGAGUAUCAGAUCAUAAAGUCUGGAUUUGCUGUUCUCCUACGCACUUAAACUGCAUUGCUACCACUAUCCUGCAAUCAAACGUAAGAUUUAUAGUAUAACCCUUUGUAUGACUAAGUUUUAGGUUAGGGAGAUUAACCGUUGAUUAAGGUUUUUCAAUUCGGGAUGUCUGAUAGAAUUCGAACGAUUCAUAGUGUAAGUCAAUUAUGUCCUGUGUUUUUAGUUUAUCUGAACUGAUGUACCUCCAAUGGUGGCAGUAAAGUCUGAAAGUUAGGGAUCUGUUGGUUGUUUUCUUAGACUUACCCGACAUGAAUGAUCCCUCUUAAGUUA
Molecule: messenger RNA, 1659 nt
Organism: Carya illinoinensis
Lineage: Eukaryota; Viridiplantae; Streptophyta; Magnoliopsida; Fagales; Juglandaceae
Product: transcription termination factor MTEF1, chloroplastic
Exons: 2
Coding region: 293-1270 (325 amino acids)
Biological process (GO): regulation of DNA-templated transcription
Molecular function (GO): double-stranded DNA binding
Source: RefSeq, a predicted model, not a curated record